CAUCUUUCAGGAAAUGAAUGUGAGGAAAUAAGAAAAGCAGGAGUACUGGAAGGCGAACCAGAGAGUUGCUGAAGAAGGGUUUGGUUUGAAUGAAUAUACGGAUACUACUGCAAGUACGAGAAGAUGCUUAUUAAGGAAUACCGAGUUGUUCUUCCCAUUUCUGUUGAAGAGUACCAGGUGGCCCAGCUCUACUCAGUGGCUGAGGCCAGUAAGAAUGAGACAGGAGGAGGAGAAGGAGUGGAGGUACUGAAGAAUGAGCCCUAUGAGAAGGAGGAUGGAGAGAAGGGGCAGUACACGCAUAAGAUCUACCAUUUGCAGAGCAAAGUACCAGGUUAUGUGCGGGUUCUGGCACCAUCAUCAGCUCUGAAAGUCCACGAGAAAGCCUGGAAUGCUUACCCAUACUGUCGUACAAUUCUCACAAAUGAGUACAUGAAGGAUGACUUUAUGAUCAUGAUUGAGACAUGGCACAAGCCUGACAUGGGUGACCAAGACAAUAUACAUAAGCUUGAUGCAGAAAAAUGGAAGAAGACUGAGGUCGUGUACAUUGACAUUGCUGACAGGAGUCAGGUAGAAUCCAAGGACUAUAAAUCUGAUGAGGAUCCAGCCAUAUUCCAAUCAUCAAAGACUGGAAGAGGACCUUUAGGACCUGAGUGGAGAAAAGAGCUUCCUCAGAAGACUGACUGUCCUCACAUGUGUGCCUAUAAACUUGUCACUGUGAAGUUUAAGUGGCGUGGCUUUCAAAACAGAGUGGAAGGCUUCAUCCACAAGCAAGAGAAGCGCUUGUUUACCAACUUCCACAGGCAGCUCUUUUGCUGGAUGGACAAGUGGGUUGACUUGACAAUGGAUGACAUUCGACGGAUGGAAGAGGAUACACAAAGGGAACUUGAUAAGAUGCGAGAAAAGGACCCAGUAAAAGGGAUGUCUGCCUCAGAUGAGUAAAGGCCCUACAGCUGGGACUCAGUAUUGCCCAAUGAGCAGCAGUAUUGUUCAUGUCCCAGGCACUGCUCGAGAGGAUGUCUUUCCUCUUGAUCCACUCCAUUUAUGGUGCCUCCCUCAAGUCCUUCCCCCUCAAUCACGGAACUCGUCCACACCAUAAAACCCUCCUAACAGCUGAUUUCUACACUAAGCAAUGAUGUAUAAUUAUUAUGCUGACAUUCAUGUUUAUUUUUAAGGUUUUUUUUUUUUUUUUAAAUGUAUUUCAUCACCACAGGCCUCUUAUCCCCCCACACCCACCCACAUUUUUGAGCUGGUUCACAUGGGUAUUCCCCCCCCCCCCCGUGCCUUUUUUUUUUUUUAAAUAAAUUCCCCUUAAAGUUUAUAUUCGCACUGACACCACUACUGUAACAUUGUUCUUCCACUCGUUAUCUUUAAUUUGAUUAGCUCUGUUCACUUCUUUCAGCUAUUUGUUCCACUGUUUUCUUAAGCUGCCUUGUGUGGGUGUGUGUGUGUGUGUGGGGUUUCAAGCUAGCACUUGCUCCUGACGACGUGACCUGCCACUUUUUACACAUCUGAAAAAGUUUGUUGUAAGCAGUAUGGUGUAAUUGUUUACAUGAGGUAACCUCAGCCUGAUUGAAUAUACAUCAUGGGUUUAAGGGAAUGCGGUUAUUUAGCACUGAUGUCACUUUGUCUUCAUUGUAAGGUUCACAUCAGUGCUGCACUCAUAUUUUGAAUUUGGGCUGAAAGUUUGGAGUUGUCUACUCUGCCUCGAUUUUUAAACGGAGGCUUGUAAGCUAGUUUUAUUUAUUCACUGGGUAUUUUUACAGUUUGUCAGAUUUUCUGGGAUUAUCAAACACUGUAUUAGGAUUGACACUUUUCUACUGUUCUGGCAGUUCUAUCAUUUGAAAUGAAUCAAUAAAAUGACAGACUUA
Molecule: messenger RNA, 1868 nt
Organism: Neoarius graeffei (lesser salmon catfish)
Lineage: Eukaryota; Metazoa; Chordata; Actinopteri; Siluriformes; Ariidae
Gene: pitpnaa
Product: phosphatidylinositol transfer protein, alpha a
Exons: 12
Coding region: 124-939 (271 amino acids)
Biological process (GO): phospholipid transport
Cellular component (GO): cytoplasm
Molecular function (GO): phosphatidylinositol binding; phosphatidylcholine binding; phosphatidylcholine intramembrane carrier activity
Source: RefSeq, a predicted model, not a curated record